Molecule: messenger RNA, 2700 nt
Organism: Alligator sinensis (Chinese alligator)
Lineage: Eukaryota; Metazoa; Chordata; Crocodylia; Alligatoridae
Product: pulmonary surfactant-associated protein D-like
Exons: 3
Coding region: 1917-2480 (187 amino acids)
Source: RefSeq, a predicted model, not a curated record
CAAGGUAUUUUUAUGUUCAAAGGCUUUUCUUUCUAUACCCAAAGGAAGCUCAAGUGACUUUUCACAUGAAACAACUUGUAGAGUGACACUUAGUUACUCUAUUGGCAUGUCUACAUGAGACGUUUAUGGCAUAGUAGACUAAUUAACUGCACAGUAAAUGUUUCAUGUCUACACGUGCCGCCUAUUAUAUUAAAGUAAACUAAUUUACUCUGCAGCAGCGCACAUGUAGACACUGCCUUGGGUGGUGGGGCAUCUGCUCCUGGUCAGCCAUCCACCAGGAGGUGGAAGAUGGCUCCUUGCCCCUGGGAGCUGCCUGUUGCCAGGGUGGGCUCCACCACAGGAGCCUGUGCUGAAGCUAUUUCCCCCUGUCCCAGAAGCAGGGAGCUCCAAGCCCCCUGCUCCUAGAUUGUGAUCAGGGAGCAGGGGCUGGGAGACCCUUAUCUGCCAGCGGCAGCUCUGCAACUGUGGGUCCUCUAAUGGUAGAUGCUUAUCUCCCAACCUAAGCCCCACAGUUGUGGGGUUUGGGCUGGGAGAGCUGCAACUGCGGGGCUCAGGCUGGGAGAUAAACAUCUCCCAGAAGCAGCCCCACAGUCAUUGAGCUGCUGCUGGGAGAUAAGGAUCUCCAAGCCCCAUGACUACAGGGCUCAAGCUAGGAGAUAAGGGUCUCCCAGCCUGAGCUCCAUGACAUGGAGCCAGUUCCCCAAGUGUAGAUCUGGGGAGGAACAGGCUGGGGAGCUUCUUCCUCCCCCAGCUCCAAUCUCAUGGAGCUUACCGGGGGCAUUUACACAUGCAUUUACUCCGGCCCAAAUUUACUCUGGUGUAAGGUACUGUGAAGUAAGGGGUUUUCAGCAGGCAUCUACACAUGCAGAGAUUAGGGAGAAAAUGUGCACCCAAUUCCCUGCAGCCCUGCAAUGGGCCCCUUCCACCACCAGGGCAAGCUCCAAACUCCCCCUGGGUGCUAGUCCAGAGGCUGGCAUGGGUAUGGGGCAUGGAAAGAGCUGCAGGGGAGGGGCAGAUCCCAGCCACCUGUCCUGAUCUUCCAGUGGGGCAGCUAGCAGCUGGCUGCCUCACCGGUGGAUCGGGGCAGGGACCUGGGACCUGCCUCUCCCCUGCAGUUCUUUCCAAGCCCUGUGCCUCAAUCACCCAAUCAGGGCAUGUGGCUGACACUUGCACCUGACUGGGACAGUUCGUGGCCAGCCCCAGGCUGCACGGGGAAGUCUGCACAUGCAACCCGGAGCUGGAUGGGGACUGCCCGAUACAGGACAGACCCCAGCCAGCUAUAGGCGGGAUGGAGAACUGCUCCCAUACAGGGAGCUCCCAGCCCCUGCUCUACAAUCGCAAUUGUGUUCAUGGAGCUGGGACUGGGAACAAGCUUCCAGCCUGUUCCCAGCCCCAGCUCCAUGAUUGCAGAGCAGGGGCUGGGAACAAGGUCCCAAGCCUGCUCCAUGAUUGUGAUUGGGGACUGAGAGCUGGAAGCUCCCUGCUGCUGGGGCAGGGGGAUAAUGUCCCCACCCGGGCACCUCUGACAGUUUCUUGCCUCCAAUAUCAGGAAAUCAGUUUUUGUGAAUCCCAUUCACCUGGUGGGUUGUAAAAGAACUGUAAAAUUAAUUUGACCACUAAAAGUCUAAAAGUUUUAGAAAUAAUUCACUAAGCACUGCAUGAACAUACUACAUCAUUUGAUAUAAACCUGAAUGGUCCUUAAAAAUAGGAGUGAACAGUACUGAUACUUCCUUUAAGGUACAGAUAGACACAGCCAAAUACUCUGCAAUUCUUCACAUAACAAAACUAGUCUUUCAACAUUUAGAUAAUAUUAAGGAAACCUAGAGCAGAAAUGAGUUUCAGAUGUAGUAGGUCCAUACACAUCAAAAUGUUGCCAGGUCCACUGUGCAUUGACUCUAUGAUUCUUUAGUUUACUAAUGAUAAUAAUUCAUCUUUUUCAUAAACAUCUUGAAAGACAAGUGCUUUAUUUGGAAAGGCAGUUGAGAGCUCUAGAGAGAAGCUUCUCCAAAUACAAAAAAGAAAUGGAUCUUCUUAAAACUCACAUAAGUGAUUUGCAAGCACAACUGAAGGCUCUGAAAGCUCUCAGCAACAAAACCCAAAAAGUUCUAUUCUACCCAAGUGGCAUGAUUAUUGGUGAAAAAAUAUUCAGAACUGAUGGCUCUGAAGGCAACUUUGAAGUUUCACAAGCUGCAUGCUCCAGAUCUGCUGGCCUUUUAGCUUCUCCAAGAAAUUCUGAAGAAAACAGUGCCCUACAACAAAUAGCAGAGAGGCAAAACAAAAGACCAUUCCUAGGAAUAAAUGAUAGGCUGACAGAAGGUACAUUUAUGUACUUAAGUGGUGAAGCAAUACGAUACACGAACUGGAGCACAAGAGAACCAAAUGAUUCUGGAGGAGAGAAGGACUGUGUAGAAGUAUAUUCAGAUGGCAAAUGGAAUGACAAAUCCUGUGAAAAAAAUUGCUUAAUAAUGUGUGAAUAUUAAUCAGUGUGUCCUUGUAAUUAUUAGUUGUUGCUGGUGCAAAUGUACAUGCUGCUUUAUAUUAUCCCAGUCUUAUCAAAUUACAUUAGCCAUUCAUUUUGGCCAUUGUAUUUUAUCAAUGAAGUGAACACUAUUUUAGUAAAAUUUCUCUUAUGUUAAACUAUGUUUCAAUAAACUACUCAUAGAAUACUGAUUUAGGCAUUACACUGAUUGAAAUGGGAGA